Messenger RNA from Aureobasidium subglaciale EXF-2481, 743 nucleotides. RefSeq lists its product as uncharacterized. The transcript has a single exon. Lineage: Eukaryota; Fungi; Ascomycota; Dothideomycetes; Dothideales; Saccotheciaceae. The coding region runs from base 157 to 381 and encodes 74 amino acids. The record is from RefSeq and is a predicted model, not a curated record.
UUAUUCAGAUUGAUCCUGCUCAUGCUGCUUUACCUUGGGCUGGCGUGAGAUUGUUACUUGUUGUAAGCGAAUUUCAUUUCAUUUCAGAGAGUUGAUUUAUCUCGCGCUGACACACUUGAUCAGGUCGCGACCAAUGACAGUAAUAGCUUUCAAGACAUGGCGGAGGGUCUAGAGUUUGUCUCUACCAUGAUCUCGCGAUAUCAGCUCGUCGAAAAAAUGUACCUGUCUGACGAGUCGGAAAACAAAGACAAACUCAAGGAUGAAAUCGUCAAACUCUAUGUCGCCAUCCUGAGAUACUUGGGCAUUGCCAAUAGCUACUACGGAAAGAGCAAAUACAGUGAGUGGUGUGGUGUGUUUGCCGUGAACAGCCACUCAUACUGAUCUGUCUUCUAGAACGAAUUGGUGAGAGUGUGAUCAAGACAUCUCACGCUUUGGUCCACGAGCCCAGAGCCGCGAUUGAGAAGUGCCAUUGUGAGGUCAGCGAGAUGCUGAAAUUGAUGGAUGCCGAUAGUAAGACACUACCGCAUGAUGAUAAUGCUCAGAAGCUGAUCGACCAAAGGUUCCAGGAAGUUGCAUCAGUUGUCGUUGGCCCAGUUCGAGUCAUUGGCUAUGUCGACCGCAGAAAUGAUGGUAGAGCACAGCAAGAGGAAGAGUAGGUCGCCGCCGCAAUUCUGUAUAUUGCUGCUGACACAUGACAGAGGAAGAGGAAUUACGCAAGUAUCAAUGGCUUUCCACGAUACCAG